Aspergillus pseudotamarii is the source of this 2388-nucleotide messenger RNA. Its product is annotated as glycoside hydrolase family 92 protein. NCBI's taxonomy places the organism in Eukaryota, Fungi, Ascomycota, Eurotiomycetes, Eurotiales, Aspergillaceae. Gene Ontology annotation, molecular function: peptide-N4-(N-acetyl-beta-glucosaminyl)asparagine amidase activity; carbohydrate binding. The transcript is spliced from 7 exons. The coding region runs from base 1 to 2388 and encodes 795 amino acids. The record is from RefSeq and is a predicted model, not a curated record. Gene Ontology annotation, biological process: protein deglycosylation; glycoprotein catabolic process; protein quality control for misfolded or incompletely synthesized proteins. Gene Ontology annotation, cellular component: nucleus; cytosol.
AUGGCGUCGUCUGUUGUUUGGUCGAUUUUUAUCGCUGCUCCUCUUGCCUUGGGCUACACUAACCCUCGCUCCAUUUCAAUUCCUGAAGACUACGAUGUACUGCAAUAUGUUGACCCACUUAUCGGAAGUUCGAACGGAGGCAACGUCUUCGCCGGCGCGUCACUUCCCUAUGGGAUGGCGAAGGCUGUAGCCGACACAGAUUCUGUGAACAACCAGGGCGGCUUUGCAUACGAUGGAAGUAACAUCACAGGGUUUUCCAGUCUGCAUGAUUCAGGUACUGGAGGUCAACCUUCGCUCGGGAACUUCCCUAUUUUCCCAUAUAUGGGCUGCAAGGAUGACGAUGUCAAUGGCUGUGUGUAUCCCAAGAAACAGCGCAAGACGCACUACGACCCCGGCUCUGUCUCUGCGACCCCGGGUUACUUUGCAUUGACCAUGGCAUCGGGGAUUCAAGUAGACAUGACGGUAUCCCACCAUGCAUCUCUCUUCCGUUUUCGGUUCCCAGCAGAUCGCGAAGCAAAGCCCCUUAUCCUGUUGGAUCUUAGUGACUUGUCCGACACUCGACAGGACAAUGGAACUAUUACCGUAGAUGCUGACACGGGGCGGAUGGUUGGCCAUGCUCGCUUUUUACCCAGUUUUGGAAGUGGAUCCUACACUCCGUACUUCUGCGUCGACUUUCGCAGUGCCUCGGGUAUUAGAGAUAAUGGCAUAUUCGUCAAUUCGCGAGCGAGUACGGAUGUAAAGAACCUCACGAUCUCCCGAAGCAUAAAUGGGUACCCGCUACCGGGAGGUGCUUUCGUUCGAUUUAACUCAUUGGCCGAUAAUACGGUUCUAGCCCGCGUAGGCCUUAGUUUCAUUAGUAGCGAACAAGCUUGCAGCAACUCUGAGUCUGAAAUCCCUAACUUUGACUUUAAUGCGACGCAUUCCGCCGCGGUGGAUUCGUGGACAAAGAAGCUUGCCCCGAUCCGAGUAUCGAGAAACGGGGUCAAUUCUUCAUUCCUGUCCACGUUCUAUAGUGGAAUCUACCGCACCAUGAUCAAUCCGCAGGACUACACCGGGGAGAACCCACUGUGGAAUAGCACAGAGCCAUAUUUUGACUCUUUCUACUGUCUUUGGGAUUCGUUUCGGUCUCAGCUGCCAUUUCUGACCAUCCAUGAUCCUGCAUCGCUGGCUCGAAUGGUUCGAUCGUUGAUUGAUACCCAGAAACAUCUAGGCUGGCUUCCAGACUGCCGCAUGUCGCUCUGCAAAGGUUACACCCAAGGUGGCUCAAACGCGGACGUGGUCCUUGCCGAUGCAUAUCUCAAGGGCAUUUCCGAUGAAAUAGAGUGGGAAGCGGGCUACUCUGCCGUCCGGAAGGAUGCUGAAGAGGAACCGCAUGACUGGUCGAACGAAGGACGUGGUGGCCUAGACAGUUGGAAAUCGCUAAACUACAUUCCAGUAGAGGAUUUUGACUACAAGGGCUUUGGAACGAUGACGCGGAGCAUCUCCCGCACGCUGGAAUACUCUUAUAAUGACUUCACAAUUGCACAAAUGGCCCGUGGCCUCGGAAAGACGGGUGAUGUUGAGAAAUACGAAGCUACUUCUCGAUUUUGGCAGAAUCUGUUUCGCGACGACCAGGCCUCCUUCAUAAACGGAACUGAUACCGGAUUCAAAGGCUUCUUUCAACCCAAGUAUCUGAAUGGCACCUGGGGAUAUCAGGACCCCAUCACCUGUUCCAACAUCGACACGAGCGGGAGAGCUUGUUCGCUUCAAAACAAUGCAGCCGAAACAUUUGAGGACAGUAUAUGGGAGUAUCAAUUUUUCGUUCCCCAUGACAUGGCCGCCCUUAUCACUCAUCUUGGAGGCCCAUCUCAAUUCAUCCGCCGCCUCGAUUACCUCCAUGACACUGGCAUUACAUACAUCGGCAACGAGCCCUCUUUCCUAACCGUCUUCCAGUACCACUACGGCGGCCGUCCCGCCAAAUCCGCUUCCCGCGCCCACUUUUACGUCCCCAAGUACUUCAACGCAAACCCAACCGGCCUACCCGGCAAUGACGACUCAGGCGCCAUGGGCUCCUUCGUCGCAAUGACCAUGAUGGGUCUCUUCCCGAACCCGGGACAAAAUGUGUACCUGAUCUCAGCCCCCUUCUUCGAGUCUGUUCGCAUCACCUCGCCGCUGACGGGACGGACCGCCACGAUCCGUGCCGUUAACUUUGAUUCCGCGUAUAAGAACAUCUAUAUCCAAUCUGCGACGCUGGACGGGAAGCCUUAUACCAAGAACUGGGUGGGACAUGACUUUUUCACCGAUGGGCGGGAACUGGUACUCGUGUUGGGAAGGAAUGAGAGCCAUUGGGGUACUGGGGAGGAGGAUUUACCACCGUCUCUGUCGACAAGGGGUGCUCUCCUUGAUUAA